UCUUCCUCUGUUUCUCCUUAGCAUUGUAAGAAAGCCCUUCAUCAGAGAUAACUUGACAAAUAAAAUCACCAUGUCUAUCAUCCCAAACUUGUUCGGUGGUAGACGAAGCAACGUCUUCGACCCAUUCUCUCUGGACGUAUGGGACCCUUUCGAGGGGUUUCCUUUUUCCACAGGUCACGUGCCUUCCUCUGGUGGGGAAAGCAGUGCCAUAGCCAACACUCGCGUGGACUGGAAGGAGACUCCGGCGGCUCACGUGUUCAACGUUGAUCUUCCCGGGUUGAAGAAGGAGGAAGUGAAGGUUGAAGUUGAAGAUGGGAGGGUGCUGCAGAUUAGUGGUGAGAGGACCAAAGAACAAGAACAGAAAGAUGAUAGGUGGCACCGCGUUGAAAGAAGCACUGGGAAGUUCAUGAGGAGGUUCAGGCUUCCCGAGAAUGCCAAAAUGGAUCAGGUCAAGGCUGCUAUGGAGAAUGGAGUGCUAACUGUUACUGUGCCCAAGGAGGAAGACAAGAAACCUCAAGUCAAGUCAAUUCAAAUAUCUGCCUAGAUCUUUAAUUGGUUGUUGCUGUCUCUCAUUCCAAACAAGUGUGUUCUGUUCUGUCUUUACUGUAUGUUGUUCCAUGUAUUUGUUUAUGCUGUGUGUUGUGCUUUAUGUCAUUUGUGAGGGUUUAAUACUGGGGAAGUUGAAAGUUUUCCGUUAAAUGUAUCAAUAAACUUUUAUUGCUUUAUCUCGA
This is a messenger RNA of Glycine soja, 731 nucleotides long. RefSeq names its product 18.2 kDa class I heat shock protein-like. Bases 71 to 544 code for a protein of 157 amino acids. Gene Ontology annotation, biological process: response to salt stress; response to heat; protein folding. The record is from RefSeq and is a predicted model, not a curated record. Lineage: Eukaryota; Viridiplantae; Streptophyta; Magnoliopsida; Fabales; Fabaceae. The transcript has a single exon.